Molecule: messenger RNA, 588 nt
Organism: Zingiber officinale
Lineage: Eukaryota; Viridiplantae; Streptophyta; Magnoliopsida; Zingiberales; Zingiberaceae
Product: 30S ribosomal protein S31, mitochondrial-like
Exons: 1
Coding region: 101-385 (94 amino acids)
Biological process (GO): plastid translation
Cellular component (GO): ribosome; plastid
Source: RefSeq, a predicted model, not a curated record
GGCCGGUCCUGAGCCCGUCGUCUCGCUCGCUCGCUCGGCCGCCCACAAAACGGCAGCGUAGGGUUUCGCGACGGCCGCCCGAAACCGGUGAAUUCCCCAAAUGGCGAUGCUGUGUUUGGCGAAGACCGCGAUGCGUCGGGUGGGGGCGCAGCAGCCGGCGGUGCGUUCCUUGGGGUCCUUGACGUGCGCUUCCUCGUUGGACGCGUCGGUGGCCGGGUUGGUGGUGCCGUGCGGUCGCGGGGACAAGAAGACGGAGCGAGGGAAGCGGUUCAAGGGUUCGUACGGCAACGCGCGGGGGAAGAAGAAGACGAUGAUCCAGCGGAUCAAGGACAGGGUCGAGGUCCCCAGGUCCACCCCUUGGCCGCUUCCCUUCAAGCUCAUCUGACGUCUGGCUCUGGGUUUCGUUCUCCAACUCUUCUGGAUAAGAUUUCCCAUCUUAGUCUUCUUCUUGCCUGUGUUACUUCAUCAACUAUGAUAUUUUUCUUCAGGCUGUUGUCCUGAUUUCUUCUAGCAUCGGGGAAAUUUCUGUGCUUUGUUUUAAGAAAUAAUCCAUGACUAUGAGUAAUUUGAAUUUCCUUCUUUAUCGCA